GCCCCCCUCAGUGAGCUCUCCUGGUCGUCCUCCCUGGCCGUGGUGGCUGUGUCCUUCUCUGGGCUUCUUACUGUCAUCGUCCUCAUGCUGGCCUGCCUGUGCUGUAAGAAGGGGGGCAUCGGGUUCAAGGAGUUUGAGAAUGCCGAGGGGGAGGAGUACGCGGCCAGCUUCUCUGCACACGGCUCCCCAGCGGCUGCAGCACGGGGUGGCCCCGACGUGUACGUCCUGCCACUGGCCGAGGUCUCGCUGCCCGUUGCCAAGCAACCAGGCCGCUCAGCACAGCUCCUCAAGUCCACGGACCUGGGCCGGCACAGCCUCCUGUACCUGAAGGAGAUUGGCCACGGCUGGUUUGGGAAGGUGUUCCUGGGGGAGGCGACCUCUGGUGCCAGCAGCAGCCAGGUGGUGGUGAAGGAGCUGAAGCCCAGUGCCAGCAUGCAGGAGCAGACGCGGUUCCUGCAGGAGGCCCAGCCCUACAGGGCCCUGAAGCACAGCAACUUGCUCCCGUGCCUGGCGCAGUGCGCGGAGGUGACACCCUACCUGCUGGUGAUGGAGUUCUGCCCGCUGGGAGACCUCAAGGGUUACCUUCGGAGCUGUCGGGUGGCAGAGUCCAUGGCACCAGACCCGCUGACCCUGCAGCGCAUGGCCUGCGAGGUGGCCUGUGGGGUCCUGCACCUGCACCAUCACAACUAUGUGCACAGCGACCUGGCCCUGAGAAACUGCCUGCUCUCAGCCGACCUGACAGUGAAGAUCGGGGACUAUGGCCUGUCCCACUGCAAGUACAGAGAAGACUACUUCGUCACAGCUGACCAGCUGUGGGUGCCCUUACGCUGGAUCGCGCCUGAGCUGGUGGACGAGGUACACAGCAACCUGCUGGUGGUGGACCAGACCAAGGCCAGCAAUGUGUGGGCCCUGGGCGUGACCAUCUGGGAACUCUUUGAACUGGGCAUGCAGCCCUUUCCACACCACUCGGACCGCCAGGUGCUGGCCUACGCCAUCAGGGAGCAGCAGCUCAAGCUGCCCAAGCCCCAGCUGCAGCUGCCCCUGUCCGACCGCUGGUACGAGGUGAUGCAGUUCUGUUGGCUGCAGCCGGAGCUGCGGCCCACGGCGGAGGAGGUGCACCUGCUGCUGGCCUACCUGUGCGCCAAGGGCGCCACCGAGGCCGAGGAGGAGUUUGACAAGCGCUGGCGCUCGCUGCGGCCUGGCCCGGGCCACGCCGCGCGCUUACAGGCGCUGUGCGCCCCUGACGCCGCGCCGCCCGGCGUGGUGCCGGUGCUCAGCGCGCACAGCCCGUCGGUGGGCAGCGAGUACUUCAUCCGUCUGGAGGAGCCCACCGCUGGCCACGACCCCGACUGCGCAGGCUGUGUCCGCAGCCCGCUGGCUGCGUGCGACGACGAUGACUCGGACGGCAGCGCCGCCGCCUCGCUGGCCAUGGAGCCGCUGCUGGGGCGUGCGCCCCCCGCCGGCGGCCCCUGGGGCCUGUGCGACUACUACCCGCGCAGGGGCUGCGCCCGCGUCCCUGCCGACUCGUCGCGCUCGCCGUCGCCCCAGGACCCGAUGCUGGCGGAGUCCAGCUCCCAGGAGGCAGACUGGGGCGCGGCCGCCUUCUGCCCGGGCUUCUUCGAGGAUCCGUUGUGCGUCUCACCCUCGGGGAGCUCUGGGGCCCGGCCAUCGCCGGGCGGGGAGGACCCCGGGGAGGCUGAAGCGCGCAGGGUCGCCCAGCACAGACACUGGCGCUCCAACGUGUCGGCCAACAACAACAGCCGCCGGAGCUGCGGCGCAGACGCAUCGUGGGGCCUGGGCUGCGCCGACGGCUGCCCUGGCGCCGAGCAGAGCCUCCUAGCCCAUGCUGAGCCCGGCGGCCUCCUGGCCCAGGAGGAGCUCGGGGAGCCUCUCCUUGGGCCGCAGACGGCUUCCUCUGAUCAGGAUCCAGACCGCUGCCUCAGUCUCCCCCAUCUCUGUUCCGCUGAGGGCCUGGCACCUGGCACCAUCACGUCUCCCUGGGCCGAGGCAGCCCUGAGUGAGGGCAACAAGCCGGAGGCAGAGCCCAGGCUUGCAGCAGAGGCCGGGGCCUCCCACGGACCCCAACCGCCUCCGCCUUCCGUGCCCUCCCCCUCCCAGGAGGGAACCCCACUUCCGGCACAGGAGGCUCCUCCCACUCUGCCCGCUUUGCCCACACCUGCUGCUGGCGACUGGGCCACUGUCACCCAACUGACAGUGACCCCUGACAGUGGCAGCAGCCCCCCUGAGCCCGAAGUGCUGGGGAGUGAGGACGAGGACACAACCGAGGCCACUUCGGGUGACUUCACAGACUUGUCCAGUGACGGGCCACGGCCUGAGAAGCUGGACGGGGCCCCAGCCUUCCGCUCCCUGCAGAAGCAGGUGGGGACCCCUGACUCCCUGGACUCUCUCGACAUCCCAUCUUCAGCCAGCGACGGUGGCUGUGAAGUCCUAAGCCCAUCGGUCACUGGCACCCCUGGUGGGCAGCCCCGGGCCCUGGACAGCGGCUAUGACACAGAGAACUAUGAGUCCCCAGAGUUCGUGUUCAAGGAGGCACUGGAGGUGCGGGAGCCCGAAGCCUUCGGGGAGCUGGCCUCCGAGGCCCCCCUGGGUGGCGGCCUGAACGAGAAGAACCCCUAUCGAGACUCGGCCUACUUCUCAGACCUGGACACGGAGCCUGAGCCCCCCACCGGCGCCGACGAGAAGCUUAGCUGCGCUGUCUGUGCCCCUGCACUGGAGCCGGGACCGGAGAGCCCACAGAGCCUCUCACCCCAGUCUGGGCCCAGCUGCCCCAGGCCUGGGCUUCCCGAGGAGGAGCAGGGCCCCGGCCCCAGGGAGGCGUCCCUGCCGCCGUUGCCCGAGGAGAGGUCAUCCCCGGAGCCCAGUGCCUGUCUCGAGCUCCAAGGCCCAGCCGAGGCACCGCCCUCCCCCAGCCCUGGCCGCUCCAAGUCUUUCCUGCUGACCCCGGUCCCACCAGGCUCGGAGAGUGACCUUCCUGAGCCCAAGGGGUCCCUGCCGGAGCGGACAGAGGUGAGCGGCAGCCCGGGGGCACCAGGCCGGGAGCUGGCAGCAGGUCUGGGAAUGCCAAGAGCCCCGCUGUGCUUGGCCCUGCCGGGCCUGGUGCCUGAAGGCCGGCCAGAGGAGGAGGACGAGGACAGUGAGGACAGUGACGAGUCAGACGAGGAGCUGUGCUGCUACAGCAUCCAGGAGCCCAGCGAGGAGAGCGAGGAGGAGGUGCCGCCGGUCCCCGUGGUGGUGGCCGAGCGCCAGAGCGCCCGCAACCUCAGGAGCUUGCUCAAGAUGCCCAGCCUCCUGUCGGAGGCCUUCUGCGAGGACCUCGAGCGCAAGAAGAAGGCCGUGUCCUUCUUCGACGACGUCACCGUCUACCUCUUCGACCAGGAGAGCCCCACCCGCGAGCUCGGGGAGCCCUUCCCCGGCGCCAAGGAGGCACCCCCUGCGUUCCUGGCGGCCAGCCCAGGCUCCCCUAGCGUCCCGGGCCGGCUUCGGCGGGCCAGCGACCACACUCCCGACGGCACCGCGGCGGAAGAAGGCGGUGGGCGUGAGUGGGACGACGGCUUCUCACUGACGCCGGCUGAGGUGGCCUUGGCGACGGCGCUGGGAGCGGCGGCAGAAGCGCCCACCUCGUCGGCGCUCCCCAAGCCAGCCUCGGCUGGCCCGUUCUCCCGAUUCACGGUGUCGCCUGCGCCCGGGUCCCGCUUCUCCAUCACGCAAGUCUCCGACUCGGAUGUGGAGUCCGUGGGAGGCCUCCUGCCCUGCCUGGCUCCUCUGAAGCCUGUGCCUGCCCAGGUGGAGUGA
Molecule: messenger RNA, 3813 nt
Organism: Orycteropus afer afer
Lineage: Eukaryota; Metazoa; Chordata; Mammalia; Tubulidentata; Orycteropodidae
Gene: LMTK1
Product: apoptosis associated tyrosine kinase
Biological process (GO): peptidyl-tyrosine autophosphorylation; brain development
Molecular function (GO): protein tyrosine kinase activity; ATP binding
Source: RefSeq, a predicted model, not a curated record